This is a messenger RNA of Vicugna pacos (alpaca), 745 nucleotides long. RefSeq names its product S100 calcium binding protein Z (gene S100Z). NCBI's taxonomy places the organism in Eukaryota, Metazoa, Chordata, Mammalia, Artiodactyla, Camelidae. The record is from RefSeq and is a predicted model, not a curated record. Gene Ontology annotation, molecular function: calcium ion binding; calcium-dependent protein binding.
UCCCAGCAAAGGUCUCCUCUGCGGCUCGCUCUGCCCGGGAUGGGCGGAAUGCCCCGGGUAAUGGAAGAUGAUCACGGUUUAACAAACGUCACCUGGGGAGUGGGAUGACCUGGGGAUGGCAAUGUUCUGUUUUAAUGAAAGUGUUGUUUACCCGCCCGCCUAGUCUGAACAAGUGAUUUCUCCUGGCUUUGGUGGCCUGUGCCAGAGGGAUCCGUCCUGCUACCAGCAUGCCCACCCAGCUGGAGAUUGCCAUGAACACCAUGAUCAUGAUCUUCCACCGCUAUUCCUGCAGGGAAGGGGACAGGUUCAAGCUUAACAAGGGGGAGCUGAAAAUGCUCCUGCAGCAAGAGCUCACGGACUUCCUCUCGUGCCGAAAGGAUCCCGAGUUGGUUGAUAAGAUAAUGCAGGACCUGGAUGCCAAUAAGGACAACGAAGUGGAUUUUAAUGAAUUCGUGGUCAUGGUGGCAGCUCUCACAGUUGCUUGUAAUGAUUACUUUGUAGAACAAUUGAAGAAGAAAGGAAAGUAAAGACAAGUAGUUAGCUAAUCUAAAGCAGAAAUAUAUCCAAAGUUGUUCACUCACCAUUCAUCUAUACCCGCCAUCACAGUAAUGCCAUAUGCAGAUACCAUACGCACAUAAUUAGUUGCUAGUAUCAUCAGGUGAUAUAUACCAUAAUAUAUUGCCUUUAAAGAAAUAUUCCAAGCCUUAUACACCCUACUUGACAUUUUCCUGUAUUAUUAAAGAUG